Molecule: messenger RNA, 870 nt
Organism: Ophidiomyces ophidiicola
Lineage: Eukaryota; Fungi; Ascomycota; Eurotiomycetes; Onygenales; Onygenaceae
Exons: 3
Coding region: 1-870 (289 amino acids)
Biological process (GO): transcription initiation at RNA polymerase II promoter
Cellular component (GO): transcription factor TFIID complex; SAGA complex; nucleus
Molecular function (GO): promoter-specific chromatin binding; RNA polymerase II general transcription initiation factor activity
Source: RefSeq, a predicted model, not a curated record
AUGGCCGAAUCAAAAUCGCCGGCUUUGUCAAGCAAACAAGAGCCCGACGUCGCACAACAACCGCCUCCGACAACAAACCCGGAACCACAAGGGCAGAGAGAGACGUCACAAACGUCGCCCGGAAUACCUUCGGUAUCCAAUAUUCCAAUAGAUGCUCAGCAGGUGGCACCGCCACCUCAAGACCCCUUAGCAAGGACCCCAGAGCCAGUGGUCACAACUGGAAACGAUAGAACCCCACGGCCGCAGGACGUGACUAUGGGAGGAACGGAUAUUGAUCCUAAUGCUAGUACAGAAGGAAACAAUGGCCUGGCAAAUGGGACGAAUUCUGAUCCGAUCGCGCCCCCGACAAAAAAACACACAAGCUUGAGAGAGUUCUUGGGACAAAUGGAUGAAUAUGCUCCUAUUAUCCCCGAUGCUGUCACAGCUCACUACCUAACUAUCGCCGGUCUCCCACCUCCAGGAAACGGACCAAACCAGACACCACCUCAUCUUGCUCGCCUCUUAGCCCUCGCAACACAGAAGUUUAUCGCCGACAUCGCCGCAGACGCUUACCAGUACUCUCGCAUCCGUGCCUCUAAUAGCUCCACAUCAAACAACCCCAUGGGCGCAAUCAACGUAACAGCUGGUCUCAAUGUAGCCGCAAACCAGACUGGAAAUAUUGCUGGUGCUGGGGGUCAAGGCUCGACUGGCGAGCAGCAAGGAAAAGGAAAAGGCGGGACAAGUGGGAUGCAUUUAGGUGUUCAAAGAUCUGGCUUUGGUGGUGGUGGUCAGGGCAGUGGCCAAGGCAAGACUGUACUCACAAUGGAAGAUCUAGGUAUGGCCGUAGCGGAGUAUGGGGUCACCGUGAAGCGAGGGGAAUUUUAUCGUUGA